Aspergillus heteromorphus CBS 117.55 is the source of this 1149-nucleotide messenger RNA. Its product is annotated as Gar1-domain-containing protein. The record is from RefSeq and is a predicted model, not a curated record. The coding region runs from base 1 to 1149 and encodes 382 amino acids. Gene Ontology annotation, molecular function: phosphotransferase activity, for other substituted phosphate groups; box H/ACA snoRNA binding. Gene Ontology annotation, cellular component: membrane; box H/ACA snoRNP complex. Lineage: Eukaryota; Fungi; Ascomycota; Eurotiomycetes; Eurotiales; Aspergillaceae. Gene Ontology annotation, biological process: snoRNA guided rRNA pseudouridine synthesis; ribosome biogenesis; phospholipid biosynthetic process. The transcript has 9 exons.
AUGGGAACUGUCAUGCACGCUUGCGAGGGUGAGAUGGUUUGCGAGUCGAUCAACCCCAAGAUUCCCUACUUCAACGCCCCCAUCUACCUCGAGAACAAAACCCCCAUCGGCAAGGUCGAUGAGGUCCUCGGCCCCAUCAACCAGGUCUACUUCACCAUCAAGCCCCAGGAGGGAAUUGUCGCGACCUCCUUCAAGGCCGGUGACAAGGUCUACAUCGGUGGAGACAAGCUCCUGCCUUUGGAGAAGUAUGUUGUCGCUGAUUCUUGUGGCGCGAAGCCCAAGAGAGCCGGCGGUGCUUCCCGCGGUGGCCCCAUGCGCGGUGGAGGUGGUUUCCGUGGCGGUGCCUCCAGAGGACGUGGUGGCCCUCGGGGAGGUGGUGGUUUCGGUGGUGGUCGCGGUGGUGGUUUCUCGAGGGGCGCCCGCUUGAGCAUGUCUCGCAGGAUAUCUACCAUGCCGUCGAAUACCUCAACGAAUAGCGGUGGCCCACCUGCGGGUGACGGUGGCCAAGAAAAGCAGAAGAUGCUUCUUUCCUCGGAAACCGGCCACUUCAGCAUGAUCAGGGCGAUGCAUCUCGCAGAUUUAGUCACUGAACUCAAUGUGAUGUCCGUCUUCUCGUCUCUGCGUUACUGUCUUGGCGAUCCCCACGAAUUCGGUGCCAUCUGGGCUGCCCUGGCUUUCAUGCCAUUCGGGCUAUUCUUCGACUUCAUGGACGGAAAGAUUGCUCGGUGGAGGAAAAAGUCGUCGCUUAUGGGUCAGGAGCUCGACUCCUUGGCGGAUUUGAUCUCCUUUGGCAUGGCACCCGCCGCGGCAGCUUUCGCCCUCGGAAUGCGCACAGGCCUCGACCAUCUGCUCCUCUCCUUCUUCGUUCUGUGCGGCUUGACGCGGUUGGCACGGUUUAACGUGACCGUUGCGGUCCUGCCCAAGGACAAGUCCGGCAAGUCUAAGUACUUCGAGGGCACCCCGAUCCCCACAACCCUGUCCAUCGCGUCUUACAUGGCCUACUGCGUUUCGCAAGGAUGGGUGCUGGACGACCUACCGUUGGGCGUUGCGGCCGAGGGUACGAUGUUUGAAUUCCACCCCUUGGUGCUCCUCUUUGUGCUCCACGGUUGUCUGAUGGUCAGCAAGACGCUGCACAUCCCUAAGCCAUAG